Lolium rigidum is the source of this 398-nucleotide messenger RNA. RefSeq names its product histone H4. Gene Ontology annotation, biological process: nucleosome assembly. The record is from RefSeq and is a predicted model, not a curated record. Gene Ontology annotation, molecular function: protein heterodimerization activity; structural constituent of chromatin; DNA binding. Bases 1 to 312 code for a protein of 103 amino acids. Gene Ontology annotation, cellular component: nucleosome. NCBI's taxonomy places the organism in Eukaryota, Viridiplantae, Streptophyta, Magnoliopsida, Poales, Poaceae. The transcript has a single exon.
AUGUCGGGCCGCGGCAAGGGAGGCAAGGGGCUGGGCAAGGGCGGCGCCAAGCGCCACCGCAAGGUGCUCCGCGACAACAUCCAGGGCAUCACCAAGCCGGCCAUCCGCCGCCUGGCCCGCCGCGGCGGCGUCAAGCGCAUCUCCGGUCUGAUAUACGAGGAGACGCGGGGCGUGCUGAAGGUGUUCCUCGAGAACGUCAUCAGGGACGCGGUCACCUACACCGAGCACGCCAAGCGGAAGACCGUCACCGCCAUGGACGUCGUCUACGCCCUCAAGCGCCAGGGACGCACCCUCUACGGCUUCGGCGGCUAGAUCCCCCUCGUCUUCGUCCGCUGCCGCCUGCUCCAGAUCCCAGUUCCUUCUGUCCGCCGGUGCUUGCGAGUCUCGCGGUCAAGAAA